GAGCGACUCGAAUUUUGACUUUCUUGCGCUAGUUCAGGCCCCGACUCCCACGGAUCUGUGGGUCCAAGCCAUGCUGUGUAUAAGUACCGCCUCGGUCGAACCCGCCUCGUGUCUCCAGUUCUUAGUUUCCUUCUCCCCGUACUUCUCCCUUCAAUUGCUCUUCUCGUCUUCACCUUUCUUCACAAUCGAUUAAGUAAAAGCGUCCGUAAUGCCUCUCUCAGCCGAAGGCGUGCAGAACGUCAAGGCUGUCCUCGAUGGAGUAACGUCUGAAGGCAGGACGGGCGUGCCAGGGCUUGUCUUUGCCGCUGUUGACAAGGCCGGCAAGACGCUGGUAGAACAUGCGUCGGGCACGCGGGGGGUUAAUUCGAAGGAGAAGGUGGACAUGGAUACGACGUUCUGGAUCGCAUCCAUGACCAAGAUCGUCACCACCAUCGCUGUCCUCCAACUCGUCGAAUCCGGCAAAAUCCCUCUCGACGACGCCGACUUCAUCAAGAAGAUCGCGCCUGAGAUAGCGGCGAAGAAAGUGUACGCCGACGGCGUCACGCCCGCAGAACAAGAGCGCGGCGUCACCAUGCGUAUGCUGCUCGCGCACACGUGUGGUUUUGGGUACACGUUCUUCGACCCGAGGGUUAUCGCCCAGGGGAGACCCAUAGGGCUUGAUGAGUUUCAGGGAGAUGAGAAGGAUAUCUUGGAGAGUCCGAUGGUGAAUCAGCCGGGCAGCAUGUGGGAGUAUGGCAUCGGUAUGGACUGGGCCGGCAUAAUUCUCGAGCGCGUCACCGGUACCAAACUCAACGACUACUUCCAAACGCACAUUUUCAAACCCCUCGGUAUAUCCCACACCACCAUGUUCCCAACCAGCGAAAUGGCGUCCAACCUCGCAUACAUGCACCAGCGCGACCCGGCGACAGGUGCGUGCGACGAGCGCGACCACAUCUACCGCCGCGCCUUCCGGCAGACGACCAAGGAAGAGCAGGAAACGUUUUUCCACUCUGGAGGCGCGGGCCUCUUCGCAAGGCCAAAGGAGUACGUCAAGGUGCUGGGCAUGUUGUUGAACGACGGCGCUAGCCCGACAACGGGGCAGCAAGUCUUGAAAAAGGAGACAGUGCAGUUAAUGUGGGAGAACCAGAUCCCGGACCAGCCGAACUUUGCUCGAGGCGGCCCCGCGCCCGCAAACCCCCUCCUCGCCAACGCAAUGCCCGAAAUGUAUCCGCAGGAAGGGAACCCACCGCAGGGCUGGGGCCUCAGCAUGUUCCUCACCAUUGCUCCCGGCGCCACGGGUAGAGGCGCGAAUACGGGAUGGUGGGCUGGUCUCGCUAAUUGCUUUUGGUGGGUCGACAGGGAGAAGGGCGUUGCGGGCGUUAUUGCGAGUCAGGUUGUGCCGUUUGGAGAUGGGAAGGUGGUUCCUGCGUGGGUUAUGGCGGAGAAGGCGGUUUAUGAUGGGCUGGUGUAGGGAGG
Messenger RNA from Trematosphaeria pertusa, 1455 nucleotides. RefSeq names its product beta-lactamase/transpeptidase-like protein. Lineage: Eukaryota; Fungi; Ascomycota; Dothideomycetes; Pleosporales; Trematosphaeriaceae. The transcript is spliced from 4 exons. The coding region runs from base 209 to 1450 and encodes 413 amino acids. The record is from RefSeq and is a predicted model, not a curated record.